UAUGAAAGUACGAAUUUUUGUACAACGUUCAAAAUAAGGAUUGCCGAGACCAAAGAAAACGACAAGAGGCUUGGGAGGAAAUUGGUGGGACAAUAAACAAAAACUGGCAAUAAUGUAGAGACAGUUGGACAAAGCUGAGAAAUGCCUACACCAGCGCCUUAAAAAGAAGAAGGACGACUGUAGUGGCCAAGCAGCAAAAAAAAUUCUGAAGUGGAAAUAUGAAGAUCAAAUGUCAUUUUUGGCACCCCAUCUGGAACCCAGAGCAUCACAAAGCAACUUUUAGUCUCAGAAUGGAUACACGGUGGAAAGUCAAAGUGAGGAAAAUGGCAGACAGAGGACUGAUAUUGUUGAAACGCAAGAUAAAGAAGAUCGCGAUGAAGUUCAGGCUACGAAUAUAUCUUUAAAUUCACUUCCUGAAGACAUUAUCAGACAAAAAGAAAAUGGAGAAGUCAAUGAGUGACUGACCAUAUGAGGUCUCAAACCCCACCUCCAGAUCAACCUGCAGUAAAAACUACUGAUCCUAGUGAGGAUAUCGAUUCGUUUUUCCUAAGUUUAGCUAAAACUAUAAGAAAACGUCCCUACAAUGAACAAGUUCGUCUCAAAAUGGGCAUUGGGUCGGUCAAAAGUAACUAUGUUAUUUUUUAUUUUGGUACUAGUCGUUAUAGUUGUACUGAUUUACAUAUAUUUUCAUAAUGCUUACAAAUAUUGGAAAAAAUUGAGAGUUCCGCAACUUAAUCCCCAAUUUCCUUUUGGAGAUAUGGCUGGUGUCAUAUUUAGAAAACAAAAUAUGGGAGACAGAAUAAAACAAAUUUACCUAAAUGAAAGAAAUAAAGGACACGAUUUCGUCGGGUUGUACUUUUUCAGCAGAAAGGCAUUUUUACCACUUGACCCAAUCCUGAUUAAGAACAUUCUAGGGAGAGAUUUUCAAUAUUUUUCAGAUCGAGGAAUCUACUAUGACGAAGAAAACGAUCCAUUGAGUGCCCAUCUUUUCUCCAUUGCGGGGACGAAAUGGAAACAUUUAAGAUCCAAGUUAACACCCGCCUAUUCACCCGUUAAAUUAAAAGGCAUGUUCGAUAUUAUUCUCAAAUGCGGAGACCAAAUGGCCGAUCUUAUCAAGGAGGUCGCUAUGGAUAAAGGCGAACUUGAAAUAAAGGAAGUUCUUGCAAGAUAUAGCACGGACGUUAUAGGCUGUUGUGCUUUUGGUUUGGAUUGCAAUACAAUGAGAGAUCCUGAAGCAGAAUUUCGGAAAAUGGGCAAAAGGGCUUUUACGCAAACAAUUGGUGAUGUCAUUAAAAUGAUUAUUAUAAGAAGUUUUCCUUUCUUGGCCAAACUUUUGAGGAUCGGAGUUUUUUCAGCUAAGGUAAAAAAGUUCUUUCAAAGAAUCGUCAAAGAUACUAUGGAUUAUAGGGAAGUUAAUGGAAUUGAACGAAAAGACUUUUUACAAUUACUUAUUGAGUUAAGGCGCAAUGGAAUAAUUGCAGAAGAUGAUAAAAGUCAGGUAAAUAUUGAUCCUGGAAAAACCCUAACAACCGACGAAGCAGCAGCCCAGGCUUUCAUAUUCUUCUUAGCAGGAUUUGAAACUACUUCAACUACAAUUAGUUUUGCUCUGUUUGAAAUGGCUUGCAAUCAAGAAAUCCAAGCCAAAGCUCGGCAGGAAGUACUUGAAGUACUAUCCAAACAUGGUGACCAACCUACUUAUGAAGGGCUUCUGGGGAUGAAAUACUUAGAUAUGGUUAUAUAUGAAACUCUUAGAAAAUAUCCACCGGCACCGGUUUUCUUGCGAAAAUGCACCAAACGUUACCUUAUUCCAAAGACUAAUUCAUAUAUUGAAGAAGGUCAAUCCGUGUUAAUACCUUGUUUAGGACUGCACAGAGAUCCAGAUUUCUUUCCAAAUCCAGAAGAUUUUGAUCCAGAAAGAUUUAGUGACGAAAACAAAUUGCAAAUAGUGGAUGGUUCUUAUAUUCCAUUUGGGUCUGGACCAAGAAAUUGUCUUGGUAUGAGAUUUGCAAUGGUACAAGCGAAAAUCGCUUUAACACUUAGUCUUAUGAAUUUUAAAUUUGAACUUAGUGAACGUACUAUACUACCGUUAAAAAUGGAAACUAAAGGGAUUAUUUUAUCUCCAAUAGGAGGACUUUGGAUUAAAUUUACUCCAAGAAAUAUUUAGUUUUAGUAUAUUUGUGAAUAAUAUAAUUUAUCUUUUUGUUA
Molecule: messenger RNA, 2205 nt
Organism: Anthonomus grandis grandis
Lineage: Eukaryota; Metazoa; Arthropoda; Insecta; Coleoptera; Curculionidae
Product: probable cytochrome P450 6a14
Exons: 11
Coding region: 584-2164 (526 amino acids)
Molecular function (GO): oxidoreductase activity, acting on paired donors, with incorporation or reduction of molecular oxygen; iron ion binding; monooxygenase activity
Source: RefSeq, a predicted model, not a curated record